Messenger RNA from Symbiodinium natans, 1056 nucleotides. NCBI's taxonomy places the organism in Eukaryota, Dinophyceae, Suessiales, Symbiodiniaceae. The record is from the annotation of a GenBank genome assembly.
AUGGAGGAGCAGAAGCCAGGCAAUUCUCCAGUGGCUGCACCCGAGGCUUCCAAGCAGCUCUCGGUGCCUGCGCCCGCAGCUCCGAGGCGGCGUUCCUCUUUGGUGCCCCGGGAGCUGCAGCAGGGAGGCAGUGCCGCGGACGUGGAGGCGGCGAAGGUCCGAAGGGCCGUGGCAGCGGCCAAGAAGCGAGUCCAGAAGGCCCGGGCCAAGCCAAAAGCCCGGCAGGAGAAGCCGAAGAAGAAGGUUACCUCCAGGUCUGAGCUCCUCGUGUCGCUUUUCAACGCCCUUGGCGGUCAUGAGACUGGGUAUUUAGGCAGCGAGCAGCUCCUCCGCAUGGCCCAGCUGCUGGGUUUUGAGGGCGAUGCGCAGGCAUGGCAAGAAGAGUACCUGGCGCUGUGCCGGUCUUAUGGCUGGAAAGAGAAGCGUGGGGCGAAUCGGCGCCAGUUCGCGGAGCUCCUGGACGACGACGACAGCGACGCCUUCAGCAACGACAUGGAGCUAGCCACGAUGCUGUGCAACUUUCCAGCCAGCCAGCCCCACCAGAUUCCGCGUAACGACUUGGUGAAGGCGUUCUUCGACUGGGUUGACCUCAAUCACAACAGAAGGCUUGGUGGCCGGGAGCUCCUUCGCUUUGCAAAGCACCUGGGCUUCGACGGUGACUCCGCAGAGUGGGACAAGGAGUAUGCCUACAUGGUGAAGCGCUACGGCUGGAGCCAGAAAGGCUGUGACCUCCCUCAGUUCACCCGGCUGCUGGCAGACGAGGCUGGGCUCUGCUACUGCGACGACGCGGCGCUGCAGGUAGAGCUGGCGGAGCUGGAGAUGGUCACCGGCCAGCCCUUCUUCUCGCGCCUGUUGGAUCCGGUGCUGGCCCAAGCCGACGCAGCUCUCCGCACGCGCAGCGCCACCCUCAUCCAGCAGCUCUGGCGAGGGAGGAGCAAGACGAAGGUCCUGAUGCAUCAGCUGGUGCGGCUUCUCCGCGAGAAGAAGGACCGCCAGGCGCGGGAGCAGCAGCUGGGACGCCUGCGCAAGGUGCAGCGCACGUGUGUCGGAUUGUAG